CUUUACAAAAUCUUUGCGUAGUAGAUGAUUGAUUUCCAGUGGGUGAAUAAGUCCCAAUCUUGUUUACUUUGUUGCGGAUUUUGCUUUGAAAUAAAGGGCAAUAUAAAACGGCAAAUAUCGUCAAAUAUAAGUGAAUGUUUGUGACAUUGUUUUGAAGUUUAGAAGUUUUGUUUUGCGAUCAAUUAGUGUGAAUUAAAGUCUACCUUCGUGCUACAAUAACAUGGAAGGUAGCUUGACAAGAAAGGAGUCGAAAAAGCACAGGCGUAGAGACGAAACAGAGCAGCAAUUGGCGUCUGAGGAAGGGACAAGAGAGCGUAAACAUCGAAAGAAACGGGACGGAAAGCGAAAAAAGAAGCGAUCUUCUGUCCCAAACUUAGAUGAGGGAGAAAUUUCAAAGACUGUUGGGCAGGAUAAUAAAGGUCUAGAUCACGAGGAAACUGUAUCUUUGAGCGGUCAGGCAAAUAUAGUUGAGCCAGAAGCGAGAGUUGGUGAAUCUGUAGACUUAACAAGCCAACAUGGCUCUCAAAUUGAACUACAAGAGAGAAUGAACCAGUCUAUAGCCUCUACAAUUAGCCAUGGUUCUGAAGAAGAGAGAGUUGGCUUUACAAGUGGACAAGACUCUCAAAUUGAAGAGACUGUUAGUUUACAUGCAGAGUCUGAGGAGGGCACUGAUUUUGCUUCAGCAAGAACUGGAAUACUCACAGAUAGUGAUCGGGUUGAUUCGAGGGAAGGGAGUGCCGGGUCAGAUCGUGGCUUGAGGAGAAGAGCUACCUUAACUGAAUUAGGGAAAAGUUUUGAUGCGGAGCAGGAAUCGAGUGAGGUAAGAUACUGAGCUAGUUUGAUAUUAACCCA
Messenger RNA from Paramuricea clavata, 852 nucleotides. The record is from the annotation of a GenBank genome assembly. Lineage: Eukaryota; Metazoa; Cnidaria; Anthozoa; Malacalcyonacea; Plexauridae.